Molecule: messenger RNA, 849 nt
Organism: Dictyostelium discoideum AX4
Lineage: Eukaryota; Evosea; Eumycetozoa; Dictyosteliales; Dictyosteliaceae
Exons: 2
Coding region: 1-849 (282 amino acids)
Source: RefSeq, a predicted model, not a curated record
AUGGAAUUUUCAAACUUAUUAGAUUUGGUUUUAGGAAAUUCAAAUUUAAAUCAAUCUAAACAAUUGAUAGAUUUAAAUGAAGAGUUAAUCUAUUUAUCUCAAUUUAUUAAAAACAAAAAUUCUUUAAUCGAUUGGGUUUCUUCAACUGGUAUUAAACAAGGUUUGAUUAAGACUCAAUUAAUUGAAAAAAAGCCUGUCCCACAUACAUUUGAAGAAAGAAUUACUGAAGAUGCACCUGUUAGAUCAUGGAUUACAGGAAUUGUUACUCUUGGAAUUAGCACCAUUGGUGGAAAACUAAAAGAUGAAAAGAUAAUAAUUAAAAGUGUUCCAGUAACAAGAAAAGAAACUUUUACCAAUAAAAAAGAAAUAAUGACAGAUGUUGCUGUCACAGAAGAGGUAACAGUGGAUGAAGAGGUAGAAAAAAUUGUCAAAGAAAUUAAUAUUGUUAAAGAACAACCUGAAAUCAUUACAAAACAAAUUCCGGUAACAAAAUCUAGAAAAGCCCCAAAGUGCAAAGAUGAAAUCAAAAAGGUAUUCGAUGAAUCUUCAUACAACAGUGAUUUAUCUCAAAUUCAAAAUAAUAUAAAUAACUCAAGAAAUAUUAUUCAAUCCAAACUUCGUAGCUAUCAUAGUUCUGGCGUUGUAACUGAUUUCAAUAAAGAGGAGCCAUUACAAACAAAUGGUUUAGAGAAAGAAUAUUUGGAUUUAAUUUCACUUUGGAGAAACACAGAAUAUUCCAUUUUCAAUUCACAUCAUCCAAACAAAUAUUCAAAAGUAAAAACUAUUUUACUUUUAUCCCAAAUGCUUCCAUAUAAUAAAAAAAAAUUCAUUGACAACCCAAUUAUUUAA